UUGCAGAGAGAGAGAGAGAGAGAGAGAGAGAGAAUGGAGAGUAGCAGUGAAGAAGAAGACGAUUUCCCAACCCACGAAUGCAUUACCCCUCAAUCCAAGAUCAACUCAAUCUAUCAAUCUCACACCGAAAGGGGAAUCCGGAAGCUUUGUUCCGAGCUUCUGGAUUUGAAAGAUGCAGUGGAAAACUUGUGUGGGAAUAUGCACUCGAAGUACUUGGCCUUUCUCAGGAUAUCGGAGGAGGUCAUAGAAAUGGAACACGAAUUGAUCGAUUUGCAAAAGCACAUAUCUGCUCAAGGAAUUCUUGUACAAGAUUUGAUGAGUGGUGUCUGCCGAGAAUUGGAAUUGUGGCAUGAAGCCAACAAUGAGAACUGUGAAGCUGAGCAAGACCUCUUGCAUAAUGAAGCAGAUCUCUUGCAUAAUGAAGCAGAGGAGCACAAGGCAACAUUUUUAGAGAGGAUUGACGUCCUCUUGGCUGAGCAUAAAAUUGAAGAAGCAAUAUCAGCUUUAGAUGCAGAAGAGAAAAGUCAUCUGGAGCUGAUCGAAUCUGGAGAUGAUUCAUCGACCGAAGUCUCCUCAUAUAAGGUUGCUUUCCUGAAACGGAAGGUGAUGCUUGCGGACCAGCUUUUUGAGAUUGCCGAGCAGCCAUCUGUUAGCAUGCUUGAGCUGAAGAAAGCUUUAUCUGGUUUACUUAGACUUGGGAGAGGUCCUUCUGCACACCAAUUCCUGCUGAAAGCAUAUGGAUCUCGUCUUCAGAAGGACAUCGAGGCUUUUCUUCCUUCAUGUUCUAUUUACUCUGAGACGUAUGCUGCAACUCUAUCCCAGCUUGUCUUCUCUACAAUCUUGCUGGCGGCAAAAGAAUCAACUGCGAUAUUCGGUGAUGUGCCUAUGUAUACCAAUAGGCUCGUGCAGUGGGCUGAGUGGGAACUGGAGUCUUUUGUACAUCUUGUGAAGGAAAAUAUGCCGUCUUCUGAGAGUGGUUCUGCUCUCCGUGCUGCAAGCAUCUGUGUUCAGGCCAGUCUCAGUCACUGCUCGAUGUUGGAAUCGCAAGGGCUUAAAUUUUCUAAGUUGCUCAUUGUGCUUUUGCAUCCAUAUGUUGAAGAGGUCCUAGAAAUGAAUUUCAGAAGAGCAAGAAAAAUCGUAGUAGAUUUAGCAGGAGAUGGUGAUGUGGUGCCCUUUUCACCUCAAUUCCAGUCACCACUUUCGGCUGCUCCAUCCAGUAUUAUGCUAACCAAUGGUGGACAAAAAUUCAUGUCCAUUGUUAGAGAUAUUUUAGAGCAGCUAACCCCAGUGACAAUGUCUCGUUUUGGAGGAACCAUCUUACAGAGGCUCUCUCAACUGUUUGAUAAAUACAUAGACACUUUGAUCAAAGCCCUUCCUGGUCCAUCUGAAGAUGAUAUCCUGGCAGAGCAGAAAGAGAACAUACAUUUCAGGGCUGAAACUGAUGCUCAACAGCUUGCACUUUUGGGAACCGCAUUUACUGUUGCGGAUGAACUGUUACCAAUGGUGGUAUCCAGGAUUUGUGGCCCACAAAGUGAAGGAAAAGAACCGGGAAGUGGGCCCACUGAAAAUACUAUAUCUAGCAAUCCUGUGGAACUUAAAGAUUGGAAGCGUCAACUCCAACACGCAUUGGAUAAAAUCCGGGAUCAUUUCUGUCGGCAGUAUGUUUUGAAUUUCAUCUACUCUAGAGAAGGCAAAACACGGUUAGAUGCACACAUGUAUUUAAAUGGAAAAGCAGAGGAUCUAUUCUGGGAUUCUGACCCACUACCUUCAUUGCCAUUCCAGGCAUUAUUUGCAAAGUUGCAGCAGUUAGCAAUUGUUGCUGGGCACGUGUUACUCGGGAAAGAAAAGAUACAGAAAAUAUUACUUUCCAGAGUAACAGAGACGGUUGUAAUGUGGUUAUCAGAUGAGCAGGAGUUCUGGGGUGUAUUUGAGGAUGACUCUGCUCGUCUUCAGCCAUUCGGGCUGCAGCAGUUGAUUCUCGAUAUGCAUUUCAUUGUUGAAAUUGCGGUUUUCGGGGGUUACCCAUCUAGGCAUGUGCACCAGAUUGUGUCAGCCAUAAUUGCACGUGCCAUUCGGACAUUCUCUGUGAGAGGUAUAGACCCACAAAGUGCCCUUCCUGAGGAUGAAUGGUUUGUUGACACUGCAAAGGCAGCGAUAAACAAGCUUUUGCUGAGAACAUCGGGGUCCGAGUCAUCUGAAAGCGAUGAGGACCACAUGGUCAUGCAUGACGAAAUCUCCGAUUCUGAUGACACCAUUUCUACCCUGUCAUCAGGGCACUCACAGUCAGCUGAAUCUUUUGCUUCCGCUAAUUGUGAAAACGAGAGCCCUGUCUACUUGACUGAUCCUGAGAGUUGAGAGAAUCAGACUACCAUGAGGAGUUAGUACGACGAUCCGAAGCACACAAGGUCACUGUAAUUGUUGGUAUGCAAACCAUCCAAAUCAUGGACCCUGCUGUUACUGAUUGGUGCUAAUUCAUGAACAUUUUGUUGAUUUUUAACACUUUUUUUUUCCCCAUUUUGAAUCGUUGAUGGACGCCGACCUGACAUCUACGACCAAUCAUUUGGCCUUUCCACCCCCUUUUUUGGUGAGCACCCAUCUACAGCAGGGUCGUGUAAUUUCGAUCCUCCGGCAAUUAUGGAUUCCAUAUGUGCAGUUGCUGUAUGCCUGUGCAUGGAUUGUCAUACUGUCCCAGCUUCAAGUAAAUUCCUCAGGCUAUUUUCUAUCUGCAUACGAGCAUGACUGCUCAAGUGUCAUGCUGGUUGCGUGCCCCGGAAGGCUCUUUCUGACUCAGAAGAUGAUAUGCUGAUUGGCUUAAAUGUCAUUGGAUCGGGCCCUACUCCUAUUCAGAUUGUUCUACACCAUUUAGGCGAAUGUGAUCAGGCCGAGUGUCAUUGGCCUGCCUUCAUACAAGAGUCACUCUGUACAGAAGGCACUGCUCCUUGAAUCAAAAUCUGAUAUGUAUUGUCAGUUCUUUUCUGUACACCAUAUAUCAACCCUAGUCUUGUAGUGUUUUAUUAUGUAUGUGUUACAAUUACAUGAAAACUUGUGGCAGAUUCUGUAUUGUAUUUUUGUAUUGAUUUUGGACUGGUUAUGAUGGAAGAAGAAACAUUUCUAGGGGCAA
Magnolia sinica is the source of this 3121-nucleotide messenger RNA. Its product is annotated as exocyst complex component EXO84C. Gene Ontology annotation, cellular component: exocyst. Lineage: Eukaryota; Viridiplantae; Streptophyta; Magnoliopsida; Magnoliales; Magnoliaceae. Gene Ontology annotation, biological process: intracellular protein localization; Golgi to plasma membrane transport; exocytosis. The transcript has 8 exons. The record is from RefSeq and is a predicted model, not a curated record. The coding region runs from base 34 to 2355 and encodes 773 amino acids.